Molecule: messenger RNA, 903 nt
Organism: Anastrepha obliqua
Lineage: Eukaryota; Metazoa; Arthropoda; Insecta; Diptera; Tephritidae
Exons: 1
Coding region: 1-903 (300 amino acids)
Source: RefSeq, a predicted model, not a curated record
AUGGCCAAAGCAGGCGUAGUGAACAGCAACCUUUUGAACAAGGAGGAAAUAAAUAGUCUAAUAAGCGAAAUUGAGUUCCUUCCGUACAGUAACGUCGUUAAAGCCAUCGAAUAUAGCGAACCAUCAAUCUACUCGAAUGGCACACUUCUCCUUUACGUGCUGUCAAUGCCGAAGGUGGAUCAAACGGGGUUUAAUCACUUAAUCACACGAUCUGUUUUGAAGGAUGGCCAUCGAGUUGACCUGAAGUACAGGACGAUACUGAUGAAUAAGCAACUGACAUACGGCAUAAAAAAUAGCUGUCUCCACCUAGCCACAGCCAUGGUAUGCAAACAGGAAGCCCUAGAUUUGUUGGCCGAAGAGGAAUGUCUACCACGUCUCCUAAAGGGUGGACAAACCAGUUGCCGCUACGAGAUCGGUAUGGAUACUACUAUAGAGGUGCUCAAGGAGGACACUAUAUUCCUAGAUAACUUCAACGGCAGUAUAUGGUCAGGUGGAAUACCCAAACAUCUAUCUGGCUCUUAUAUCCUGCAGAUGGAAAACGAGACUAUUACGAUAAACAACCAAUCCUACUGGAGUACGAGCAGCUCAGGCGUGCAAGUGCUUCCACCCGUGCUGUCCACCAUAACGAAUAGAAGCCUGGCGCUGAAUCUCAAUCUCGUCCAUGAAAUGACCUCCGGAAACAUACGACUUUUGGGGCAGUUGAAAGAUAAGACUAACUGGUUUGCAAUGUCUGAAGCCCUUGGCCUUGUUUUGUUGAUGGUGUUCGUUUUGCUGAUUUGGAGGAAGCUAACAGGAGGAGCAAAAUUUCCCGAGGUUAAAUUGUCUAUACUGCAUCGGAAUCCUCGUCAUUCAAAUGAGAAGGACGCCCCUGCAAAUAAGGAUCUGCGGGACGCAGACUUUUAG